AUGAAGUUGUCGAUUACCCUCGCUAGCACCAUCGUCCUGGUGGCGGCAGCUCCGGUCGAGGUUCGUGAUCCGCAGUCUGGCAACGGCUUGGGGCCAGGCUUGAACCAAGGCCCUUCCAGGAGACCCCAAGACUCAAUCGUUAACCUCGCUGAUCGUCCCGGCCUCAACGAUGAGAACCACAGCCGAGUGGAUGUGGACCGGCCAACUUCCGGGAGACCCCAAGACUUUAACGCCGCUAGUCUUCCCGCCCUCAUCGAUGCACUGGAGAACCAAGACGUAGUUAGCGGCACUAAUCUUCCCGGCCUCAACGACGAACUGAGGGAAUCCGUAAACGAAAAGGGCUUUACCGCACAAAUGUGCCGCGAUAUCAUCGCGAACCACGGUAAAACCUUUGCGAAGAAGUUCGAUUGUGAAUAA
Molecule: messenger RNA, 417 nt
Organism: Metarhizium robertsii ARSEF 23
Lineage: Eukaryota; Fungi; Ascomycota; Sordariomycetes; Hypocreales; Clavicipitaceae
Product: subtilisin-like protease
Exons: 2
Coding region: 1-417 (138 amino acids)
Source: RefSeq, a predicted model, not a curated record